Molecule: messenger RNA, 2343 nt
Organism: Zingiber officinale
Lineage: Eukaryota; Viridiplantae; Streptophyta; Magnoliopsida; Zingiberales; Zingiberaceae
Product: protein SMAX1-LIKE 3-like
Exons: 2
Coding region: 178-2223 (681 amino acids)
Source: RefSeq, a predicted model, not a curated record
AUACUCUCCUUCAUUCGGAUCGAAAUAUAUCAUAUUAGGAGGAAAUUAUCAUCGAAAAAAACUUUUAGGGUGCAAAAUGAAAAUUUUCUCCUUAAAUUAUUAAACCACAACUUAAGCCACGACCUCUCUCCCCCGCCAAGUCUAUAUACACGGAGAAGAAGCAGGGGAGUGGCAGCCAUGAGAACGGGCGGUUCCAUUCUACGGCACGGCCUCACGGUGGCGGCCGCCGCGGUGGUCGGACAGGCAGUUGCGCUCGCCAGGCGGCGCGGGCACGCCCAGGUGACGCCACUCCACGUCGCCUCCACCAUGCUCACCUCCGGCGGCUCCUUCCGCGUCGCCUGCCUCCUGUCCCACCACUCGCACCCCCUCCGCUGCAACGCCCUCGACCUCUGCCUCAACGUCGCCCUCAACCGCCUCCCCGCCGCCUACUCCUCCCACCACCGCCCCCUCCCCUCCCUCUCCAACUCCCUCGUCGCCGCCUUCAAACGCGCCCAAGCCCACCACCGCCGCGGCGUCGCCACCGACACCUCCUCCUCCUCCUCCUCCUCCACCCCGCCGCCGCCGCCCCUCCUCCCCGUCAAGAUCGAGCUCGACCACCUCGCCGUCUCCAUCCUUGACGACCCCAGCGUCAGCCGCGUCAUGCGCGAGGCCGGCUUCUGCAGCGCCCAGGUCAAGCUCAAUCUCGAGCAAUCGAGCAUCGAAUCCAGACCAAAUCCACCGCCCAAAUCAAACCUCAGCGACGAAAUCAGAGUCAUGGAAGCUCUAACAAGCAAGCAAAGGAAGAACCUUGUCCUAGUCGGAGAGUCCCUCGACGCCAUUGACGCCGUCGCCAGAGCUGUGAUUCACAGAGUACAAGCCACCGGAAACAACGACGUCCCAGAGCCUCUCAAGAACGCUCAGAUCAUCACGCUCCCACCACUCAUCUCCUUCAAGAACACGCCAAGAUCAAAUUUUGAUGAGAAAAUCGCCGAUCUGAGACGCAACAUCUUCAGAGAUUCCACCCACGGAACAAUGCUCGUCCUCUAUCUGGGCGACCUCCAAUCCAUUGCUGAAAACAGAGCCAUUAAUGGAGAUGCAGUGGAGCAACUGAUCAUGGAGAUUAGAAGCUUCAUCUCUAACAGAGUUUGUCUCAUGGCGAUCGCGACAUAUAAAGCUUACAUGAGCUGCAAAGUCGGGUUCCCUUCUCUCGAAGCUCGUCUUCGUCUUCAACCUCUCACCAUUCCUGCCAUCAGUUUCGAACUAAGUCUCAAUUUCAAUUGUGUUUCAGAUUUCAGUUGCGAAGCAGAAGCUCUACCUUCUUCUUCUUGGCACCAACAUUACAGAUUCGGUUCAUCUUCUCCGUGCGAUGAAGAUUCAUUGUCGUCGAUCUCAUCCUUCGAUCAGCUCCCCCUGAGCUUGGGCCUGAACCAACGACAUUGGCAGUUAUCAACCGUUUCAGCCUUCGAUAAGUCAUCGAACCCGAACUCGUGCACCUCAAGCAGCACCAUGGAAGUAGAGUACAUUCCCAAGUUUCAGGAGCUUAAUGCGGAGAAUUUGAAGAUACUUUGUGAUGCGUUGGAGAAGGAUUUCCCGUCGCGACAAGAAACCGUAACGGGGAUAGCUACCGCCGUUCUUCAAAGCAGAUCCGGGAUGAUCAAAAGAAAAUGGAAGUCAUCCACAUGGUUGUUCUUUGAAGGUGAAGAUACUGAAAGUAAAAGAAGAAUAGCUAGAGAACUUGCAAGCCUAGUAUUUGGUUCGCAAAGUAACCUCAUCUCAAUUAGCCUCAACAAAUCUAGACUAUUCGACGUCGGCGAUGAUCAUUAUCCUUGCAAGAAAAGGUCGAGAAUUGAGCCGAGUGAUAGUUGUCUCGAGAGAUUAUUUCAAGCUCUCAACGAAGAUCCCCACCGUGUUAUCUUGAUCGAAGAUAUCAACCAACUAGACCACCAAACCCGAGUUGGUUUCAAGAAUGCAAUGGAGGGAGGGAAAGUGAGGAGCUAUAACGGUGCUGAAGCGAGUCUAAGUGAUGCAAUUAUCAUUCUAACGAACUGUUCUUCGGCUAAACCAAACACUUGGGAGAUCAAUGAGCGCGAGAAGGAAGUAAACAUCCAUCUUUCUUUGGAUUUGAAUCUUUCAACAACUGUGUGGGAUGAUGAUAUGAAAGAUAAUGGUUCAUUCGACGCAGUUGGGCUUCUUGAGUUGGCGGAUGGGAUGUUCAUCUUUGAGUUUCUUCAUCAAGACCCGUAAUGGAUGUGGUAUAGAGGCAAGGAUUUUUUUCUCCCCUUUGUUUUUUUUCCAAGUUUAACUUCUUCAUUGAAUCCUUGGGCGAGAUUUAGUAACUAGAUGUUGGUGCUUGAUGCGAGGAAA